AGCAAAUUAAUGUUUUAAAAGAAAAUCAACGUCAUGGGAGUAGCGAAUGAUAAUGAAUUCGAAUAUUAAAAAAAGUUCACCUUAGCCGAACGAUAACUCAGAUAUCAAAAUGUCAUAAAUGCUGUUGGAGAAUAAAAAGCUUUAGUUGUUGUUGAAAAACACAAAAAAUCAAAUAUUUAAUCCAACACUUAAGCGUAAUACCCUUGGAAAAUGUAAUAGAAAUAUACGAUUCAUUUAGAUUUGCAAUUGAUAAAACUAAGAAUUUAGCAGAGUUUCUCCAUUGCAUCAAAUAAAAUGCUGCCAUCAAUAAAAAUACUAGCAUAUUUUUAUAUUGCAACAAUACUUUAUUAAUGUUGAGAGGUAUGUUGUAAGUCUAUUUAGAGGAUUAAACUGUUGGAUCGAUUUUUGAUUCUUAGAAAAAUAAGGAGGACAAUAUUUUAUAUAUAAAAUAUUCGGAUUUCGAGACAUUUGGAUUCUGA
Messenger RNA from Paramecium octaurelia, 479 nucleotides. The record is from the annotation of a GenBank genome assembly. NCBI's taxonomy places the organism in Eukaryota, Ciliophora, Oligohymenophorea, Peniculida, Parameciidae.